Microthlaspi erraticum is the source of this 624-nucleotide messenger RNA. The record is from the annotation of a GenBank genome assembly. Lineage: Eukaryota; Viridiplantae; Streptophyta; Magnoliopsida; Brassicales; Brassicaceae.
AUGAGUUUGAGGAUCUUCUCGCUCGAGGAGGAUUUCUUCGAGCUGCGGGGUUUGUCGCUCGAGGAAGAUUUUCUCGAGCGGCGUGGUGCGGACGGAGGGGGCUCUCGUCCUUUCUUGGCGGAGGGGAUCGUUGCGGCGAAGUCGAUCUUCGCGGCGAGACGGAUCUCUGUGGCGAGAUGGGAUCUUGUGGGAGACAGUCCCUACCUUCAGCGGGGAAAUGUGCUAAUUUCUCCUCUAACAGGACACCUCGAGGAGGUAUUCGAUGCAGAACAUCGCAAAGAGAUGCUUCGACAUAUCUAUUGCCAUCAGAACAAAGAUGGUGGAUGGGGAUUACACAUCGAGGGCAAGAGUAUAAUGUUCUGCACCGCAUUGAAUUACAUAUGCUUGCGUAUCCUCGGAGAAGGUCCAAAUGGAGGACGAGAAAACGCGUGUGAACGGGCAAGAGAAUGGGUUCUUGCCCGUGGUGGUGUCACUUAUAUUCCGUCUUGGGGAAAAAUAUGGCUUUCGAUACUUGGAAUCUAUGAUUGGUCGGGAACCAAUCCGAUGCCUCCCGAGAUGUGGUUGCUACCUUCGUUCCUUCUAGUGCACAUAGGUUUCGAGAUUUUACCAACUUGUUCUACUUGA